CUGCCUCCCUUCCUCUCUUUCUCUGCCUCCCUCCUUUGCCUCCCUCCCCUCUCUACAUCUGAGCCAGAGUGACUGUCAGAGGGAACAUAGCAGUUCAUUCACUCCUCAUCCGUAGCUCUUAGAGUAUUCUCCCUUGACAGAGAGAGAUACAUACGUAGACAAGAAGAGAGUCGAAGAGAAAGAGGCACUCUUUAAAAGGACUUUAGGAGCCACGUUAUUAUCUUCAUCACUCUUCCUCUACCUUCUUACUUUUUAACGAGACUAACAUUUCCUGUAUGCCUCUAGCAGACUUUCUGGGACUUUAAGGCAGACAGACUCCCUAUCCACCCGUUCCACUUCCAACCCACCCAGUCUGGAUUUGGGGAGUGAGUGGGCAGUAGGGGGGUGCCUCGGGGCGCCCAGCCCGUGUGUGUGGACACGACGGAGGUGGAGUGGGCGCGGGGGAACUGGAGCGCCGAGGGCGCGGCCGGGGCUCCAGAGGGCGAGGAGGCCGGGUCGGGGUCCGAAGUCGGGGCUGCAGGGUCUGGGCAUGGUGGCGGCGGCGCCAUGCUGAACAUGGUGUGGGAGACUGAGGGGCUGCAGACAGUGGGCAUCGUGGUGCUGGUGUGUGCCUCGCUCAAACUGCUGCACCUGCUGGGGCUCAUCAACUUCUCCGAGGACAGCGUGGAAGAUGAGUUGGAGCUGUCGGCCGUCCGCCAUCGCCCCGAGGGUCUGGAGCAACUGGAGGCUUUGACGCGCUUCAACCGCAAGGAGCUGCAGAUCCUCUACCGAGGCUUCAAGAACGAGUGCCCUAGUGGUGUGGUCAACGAAGACACCUUCAAAGACAUCUACUCCCAGUUCUUUCCACAGGGAGACGCUUCGACAUAUGCACAUUUUCUGUUCAACGCGUUUGACACGGAUAAAGAUGGAUCUGUGAGUUUUGAGGACUUUGUCAUGGGCCUCUCUAUCCUGCUCCGAGGCUCAGUCCAGGAGAAGCUCAACUGGGCCUUUAAUCUGUAUGAUAUUAAUAAGGAUGGCUAUAUUACUAAGGAGGAAAUGCUUGACAUCAUGAAGGCCAUCUAUGACAUGAUGGGGAAAUGCACAUAUCCCCUACUCAAAGACGAUACGCCUCGGCAACACGUGGAGAUAUUUUUUCAGAAGAUGGAUAAAAACAAGGAUGGAGUUGUAACCAUAGAUGAGUUUAUUGACUGCUGCCAAAAUGAUGAGAACAUCAUGAGAUCGAUGCAGCUCUUUGAUAACGUCAUUUAACUUGUGGCUGACGUGGAGAGCUCUGGACCGGACUAUCGACAGACGCUAUUCUAUCAACUGUACGCUGUUCAGACAAACAUAAGGAAGUAAUGUCUCACGGCAAAUACAGUAUAGAUGUAACGGUAUGAAACAUUCUGGAAUAACUGCAAAAAAAGCAUUGAUGUUUUCCAAUCUUACCUUUUUCAAUUUGAGUUUUGUGGUUUGAUUGAGUAAAUUGAACUCUUCAAACCUGCGCAGUCAGUAUUUAUCUGCAGUACAGGAAACCCAGCUGUGUUAGACUUUGCCACUGCCUUUGAACAGAUGGACAACAACGAGUUUGAAAGGUGAGCGGUUUUCCACCCACCAUGGUCCAUCCUUUGCUCUCCCAGGACCCAGAUAAAAUAUAGACUAAACAUUGUACCAUUUCAAAAAAUAUAUAUGUAUAUACUAUCUGAGGACUGUUCAACUUUGUUCAUGUUUACUUGCCAACUAGAAUGAGACAAUGCACUCCACAUUGCAUUUGAUGAGUCUGGACAGUAUCCUUAGAAGCACACAGGUUGGUGUUACUUACCUUGGGUCUACGCAUAGGAGAAAUGACCGUCUUGUCACAAGAUUAUGCUGCUUCUAAAUGUAUUUUGUGACCCUACAUGUGUGUAUUUACCUGUUUUGAGAUGUUUCCUGUCGACAUGUUUCCAUUCAUGUUUCGAAUCACUAUUUUGUGGUAUGUUUGAUUUUAUUUAUAUAAUAUGGUAGUCAGUGUACAAAGGGAUAGUCAGAUGUUCAAUAUUAAGCAGAAGCUAAUUCUUGGGUUGAAUUUACGGUCUUCUUGGGUAUGUAAUGUAUAUUGAUCACUGUCUUAUAAAGAGGAUCACUGGGAUGAAGUUAUACAAGUAAAUCUGAUCUCUUGUCACCUUUAGUUUUGUAAAUAUAUAUCCCUGUCCAGAAACAACCCCUAGCCCCAACUUUCUAGGCGAUUGCAGAGAUAUGGGAGGAUUGGACAGGUGUAAUCAAUAUGGCGAUAAUUCCACUCGGCCUGUCAGAAGGCAAGGUGGAGUUAUAACCUACUUCACUUUGUAUCUAUCCAUACCUUUCAAGCCUUGUUUACACUGCAGGCCUUCACACUGCUCAAAUCAGUUUUGUUUUUAAAAUCCAUUUUGGAACAUUGACUGUCUAAACAGUAGGUUACAAGUGACCAAAUCGGAUUUGUGUGUUCAGACAGCAGUCAUUUGCUGGUUGUCAUAGUAAUGACGGGUGUGUGCACAGUGGUGUAGGCUGAUUGGUGGUGGUGCUCGUGCUUCUCUGAAGUUAAGGGGACAACAAUGUCUGCCAUGGAAGUUUCCCAGUUGCUUUGAAUGUUCAAACACUUUUAAGGAUAAGAUGAUCCAAGGAUAAGAUUAUCCAACUUUCAAAACAAGUGGUAGCUGUUUAGCUUUCACUAAUGUGUUUAAACAAACUAGUUACCUACAUGUUCUUGUUAAACUGGCAACAAGCUAGCAAGCAACAAUAUAUGCCAACUAAGUCUAAAAACCACACGAGGGAAAUCAGAUUUGACCAUUCAACCCAAUUAGAAUGGCCAGGCAUCAAACCACCUACAAGUUAAUUGAGGGUCUAGAUUUUGUUGCUGGAUAGAGGUUGCUUCUGGAUGAGGUCUGGGUUUUCUUUCCUCUUGUUAGGGGCAUGUGUCCAGGUUCUUUGCAUAAUGAAGACUGAUUGGCCGUGGCUGUCUCUGAUUAGAGCCCCAAAUGUGGGCAGGCACAGAGCAUGCUGGGCAGCAGAUGGGGCCUCACCCUCCCCAAUCUCACUCACAGGUGGUUCCAAAAACCCUACUAUUUAGUCCUCCUAUCUAAAAGGUUGGUACGAGCAAGGUAGUAUCUGCACAAUUCAUUUUUCUUGCCUUAAUUGGCAAUUCCUUAUGUAUCCAUUGGAAUAUGUUCUGAUGUCCAUAUGAUUAAGCAAAGUCUAGGACAAUAACUUGUUUGUGUACCUAACUUGAUCUUAUUUGACCAAUGAUUUUGUUCAGCUGGCUAAUUAUCUCCUAAACAUAUGGGUCAAGUUAAGCAGGGCACAGAAAAGCCUGCAAUGAAAAACAAGUUAUAUUUGGACAAGUUCAGGUAUAGCUUCUACAAAUCCAAGAGUGGAAGACUCCUUCCUCUCUCUCUCUCGUCUCUAACAUGAAGGCUCACUUAUUGUGAACAGUCCAAUCACAAGUCAGAAUGUUGAAUAAACUUAAUUUGAACGUACUUUACCUGUUGUCCGCUGAUUUUUGUCCUUUUAUGUCAUCUGAGACAAAAUAUCCACCGAGUAGCAUUAUUUACCCGACUUUCAGUACGCUGGUGUAUAUCGGUAUGUAUUUUCAAUGCUGACGCAAUUUGCAUGCAACUUGCACAAAAUGUCAACAAUGGCCGAGCUUAACCGAAGUGCAGACUGAAUGUUGUCCCAAACUAAUUUCACAAGCACUUCCAGCUGAUUGCAGGGAACAGGCUUUAGUCGACUACAUUCGGUUACAUUUGGCUAUUGUUCACAUAUUGUGCGUCACGUGAAAUGCGUCAGGAGGUGGAAAAUACAAGCGACCGAACCUACCGGCGCAGCAAAAAGUCAGGUAAACAAUACUUUCCUAUGGACAUUUGAUCGCCACUACCUUCCAGCGAAAGGACCAACAGCACGGACAACCGGUAAAGUAACUUAGUUUGUAGAGACUAUUGCAUAUUUUUAACAGCGACUUUUUUUCAGACUGAUUAUCCAUGGCGUAACCAUGAUAAGUCUGAUAUUUAGGCAAGUUCAGGUACCACCUGUCAUCUCGAAACAUUUUCUCCUUACUGAAUAUGUCACUGGGAAAACAAGUUCCCUAAUGAUAAAGUGGCUUAUGCCAUUCUGUUAUUCAACCUUACAUCCUAAUGUAUUUAAAUCGAUCAUUAUAGCAUGAGGGUAGUAAUUGGGUUCUAUGAUUUCUGAUUUUAUGCACUCAAACUCUGAUCUUGGAGAAUUUGACUGCAUCAGAAAAAAGCCUGUUAAAAUGAAUCAACUAUAAUUUCUCAUGUUUUUUUUAACACUUCUGUACUGAAUGUUAAUUUGCUUGUGCCUACCAAAUGAUACCUUCAACUUUAGCACUAUGACAGACACUUUGGGAUGGAUAUAAAUGUACAGAAUGGGUAUCUGGAGGAAAGGUGGGAGGGUCAUGCUUUUUCAAUUUCAAUCAAGGGGAGGGUUUAGUAUUUUAUUUAGUGGGGUGGGUCAUGUAAUUUGUAAUUGAUGAAAUGUCUAUAUUUCUCAGUAUUUUAGAAUGAGUUGCUAAUUAGGCUAUAGAUUGAUGUGUGCCGGUUGCAGCCCCUCACCUCUGAUUCUCCGCUGGGCGCGCAAUAUCAAGUGUGCCUAUAGGGUAUUUAGUGUGGUCUCAAUCAAAUGAUCCAUAGCCUUUUGUCUAUGAAGUGCAUGUUCGGAGAAGCACAGAAAAAAAGUUAUAUUUCAAAGAUAGCUGCUGGGAUGGUGUAAAUAAUACUAGGCUGCAUUACACACUGCAAUGGAUAUUCCAACAAUGAGCCCCGGCCUGCUCUGAUCUUGCUGAUCAAAAAACUAUUGUGUGCUGCUUAACCAGUUGCUGUAUACUGCAUACAGUGCCUUCAGAAAAUAUUCAGAUCCCUUGACUUUUUUCCACAUUUUAUGUUACAGCCUUAUUCUAAAAUGGAUUGAAUUAUUUUUCUCAUCAAAAUAAACACAAUACCCCAUAAUGAUAAAGCGAAAACAGGUUUUUAGAAAUUCUUGCAAAUGUACACCGCUCAAAAAAAUAAAGGGAACACUAAAAUAACACAUCCUAGAUCUGAAUGAAUGAAAUAUUCUUAUUAAAUACUUUUUUUCUUUACAUAGUUGAAUGUGCUGACAACAAAAUCACACAAAUUAUCAAUAAAAAUCAAAUUUAUCAACCCAUGGAGGUCUGAAUUUGGAGUCACACUCAAAAUGAAAGUGGAAAACCACACUAUAGGCUGAUCCAACUUUGCUGUAAUGUCCUUAAAACAAGUCAUAAUGAGGCUCAGUAGUGUGUGUGGCCUUCACGUGCCUGUAUGACCUCCCUACAAUGCCUGGGCAUACUCCUGAUGAGGUGGCGGAUGGUCUCCUGAGGGAUCUCCUCCCAGACCUGGACUAAAGCAUCCGCUAACUCCUGGACAGUCUGUGGUGCAACGUGGCGUUGGUGGAUGGAGCGAGACAUAAUGUCCCAGAUGUGCUCAAUUGGAUUCCGGUCUGGUGAAUGGACGGGCCAGUCCAUAGCAUCAAUGCCUUCCUCUUGCAGGAACUGCUGACACACUCCAGCCACAUGAGGUCUAGCAUUGUCUUGCAUUAUCAGGAACCCAGGGCCAACCGCACCAACAUAUGUUCUCACAAGGGGUCUGAGGAUCUCAUGUGGCAGUCAGGCUACCUCUGGGAAGCACAUGGAGGGCUGUGCGGACUCCAAAGAAAUGCCACCCCACACCAUGACUGACCCACCGCCAAACCAGUCAUGCUGGAGGAUGUUACAGGCAGCAGAACGUUCUCCACGGCGUCUCCAGACUCUGUCACGUGCUCAGUGUGAACCUGCUUUCAUCUGUGAAGAGCACAGGGCGCCAGUGGCGAAUUUGCCAAUCUUGGUGUUCUCUGGCAAAUGCCAAAUGUCCUGCACGGUGUUGGGCUGUAUGUAAGCACAACCCCCAGCUGUGGACGUCGGGCCCUCAUACCACCCUCAUGGAGUCUGUUUCUGACCGUUUGAGCAGACACAUGCACAUUUGUGGCUUGCUGGAGGUCGAUUUGCAGGGCUCUGGCAGUGCUCCUCCUUGCACAAAGGCGGAGGUAGCGGUCCUGCUGCUGGGUUGUUUCCCUCCUUACGGCCUCCUCCACAUCUCCUGAUGUACUGGCCUGUCUCCUGGUAGCAUCUCCAUGCUCUGGACACUACGCUGACAGACACAGCAAACCUUCUUGCCACAGCUCGCAUUGAUGUCCCAUCCUGGAUGAGCUGCACUACCUGAGCCACUUGUGUGGGUUGUAGACUCCGUCUCAUGCUACAACUAGAGUGAAAGCACCGCCAACAUUCAAAAGUGACCAAAACAUCAGCCAGGAAGCAUAGGAACUGAGAAGUGGUCUGUGGCUAUCACCUGCAGAACCACUCCUUUAUUGGGGGUGUCUUGCUAAUUGCCUGUAA
Messenger RNA from Oncorhynchus keta (chum salmon), 6391 nucleotides. It is a transcript of the gene kcnip4a, whose product is annotated as potassium voltage-gated channel interacting protein 4a. Gene Ontology annotation, biological process: regulation of potassium ion transmembrane transport. Gene Ontology annotation, cellular component: voltage-gated potassium channel complex. Bases 547 to 1248 code for a protein of 233 amino acids. The record is from RefSeq and is a predicted model, not a curated record. The transcript has 8 exons. Lineage: Eukaryota; Metazoa; Chordata; Actinopteri; Salmoniformes; Salmonidae. Gene Ontology annotation, molecular function: potassium channel regulator activity; calcium ion binding.